AGGGCAGGAAUCCAGCAGACACACCGGCUGCUGCCGCCGCCGCUGCCGCUGCUGCCGCACUCUGCGGAGGAGACUGACUCCAACCGGACACGCUCCGCCUGCUGCGCAGACAAGUACGGGGCUAAGCUUUUCCAGUGCAGAACCGGAGUGUUUUCAGCAGUUUGGGAGCGUCAGCUGGAAGGAAAAGCUGUUCCGGGAGGACUGCAGCAGCUACGCAGGAACAGAUUUGUCAAGACAAGAAGAGACCACAGAGAAGAACACUGUGAGUUGGAUGAACCUCAAAACGCUGUUUUGUCUGGUCCACUCGGAAUAUUCUAAGCGUUUAUAACAACAGAUGACCUGAAGCUUUCUUUGUGGCGACAGGUGGAAAAUUGCAGAGUCCCCCCAUGAGUGCUCAUUCUGAUUACAAGGAGCUGUUGCCCUGAUUGCUGUUCAUCAGGCACGGUUCAGCUUUGAAGCAAGAUGUCAACCACGAGUGAAAAUGUGACGGGGCGACCCCGGAGUACAGGCAAAGAAAAGACCUACAAAAAGACCACGUCAUCUGCCCUUAAAGGAGCCAUUCAGCUUGGCAUUGGCUAUACAGUGGGAAACCUCACCUCCAAGCCAGACAGAGAUGUGCUUAUGCAAGACUUCUAUGUGGUGGAGAGCGUCUUCCUGCCCAGCGAGGGAAGCAACUUGACCCCGGCUCAUCAUUACCCAGACUUUCGCUUCAAGACAUACGCCCCGCUGGCCUUCCGCUACUUCAGAGAUCUGUUUGGUAUCAAACCAGAUGACUAUCUGUACUCUCUUGUAAAUGAGCCUUUGAUUGAACUGGUCAACCCGGGCGCCAGCGGCUCUCUCUUCUACCUGACCAGCGACGAUGAGUUCAUCAUUAAAACUGUCCAGCAUAAAGAGGCCAAGUUUCUGCAGAGACUGCUGCCGGGAUACUACAUGAAUUUAAACCAGAAUCCUCGCACGCUGCUGCCCAAAUUUUACGGCUUGUACUGCAUCCAGUCUGGUGGCAUAAACAUUCGGCUGGUCGUGAUGAACAACGUGCUGCCACGCUCGGUUAAAAUGCACUACAAAUAUGAUCUGAAGGGGUCAACCUACAAGAGACGGGCGUCCAGGAAGGAGAGGGAGAAAGCCUGUCCCACCUACAAAGAUCUGGACUUUCAGGACAUGCACAACGGGCUUUAUUUCGACGCAGAGACGUACAACAACCUAAUGAAGACCCUACAGAGAGAUUGUCGGGUGCUGGAAAGCUUUAAAAUAAUGGAUUACAGUCUGCUGCUGGGCGUGCACGUCUUGGAUCAGAGCCACAGAGACUUAGGCGAUUCGGGCCAGGCAGGGGGCGACGGCAGGAGACCUGUGGGUCAGAGGGUGCUUUACUCUACCGCCAUGGAGUCCAUCCAAGGAGACGGCAGGGCAGCUGAGGCUCUCACCACUGACGACACGAUGGGUGGCAUCCCAGCCAGAACACACAAAGAUGAGAAGUUGUUCAUCUUCCUGGGAAUCAUAGACAUUCUACAGUCCUACAGGUUCAUCAAAAAGCUGGAGCAUUCGUGGAAAGCCCUGGUCUACGAUGGCGACUCAGUCUCGGUUCAUCGGCCCGGGUUUUACGCCAGCCGCUUCCUCAAGUUCAUGAGCACACAAGUCUUCAGGAAGACGCAAUCAAUUCGAUAUUCUCCUUCAAAGAGGACCCGCACCUCCAUUUCUGCUCUGAAGUCCUCUUCACAGGAGAUCCUUUCAUCACACACAGAUGGGGAGCACGAGGAGGACAGGAGGGACAGGCUGGGCGGAGCACGCAGCCUGGCCAGUCUGGACGGACAAGCUAUAUUUGGUUCAUAUCUGCGUCCCGAUCUUGUCCCCGCCAACCCGUCCUUCUACGAUGGCUCCUCCAUGGGGACCAUCUCCACCUCCACCAUCUUUGUGAACGUGGAUAACCAAACGGAGGAGAGAGAUGAUGCUGCAUCCAGCUCCACAUUCACCUUGGAGGACAGCGCCAUCUGCCUCACUUCAGAGCAGAGCACGGUGGAUGUAGAUCAUGAUGAGGGAUCUGACCUCGAUGUGUACUUGUGAGAAGAAAAGCUUCACGUUGUUCUUUCCUCCUGCCAUGCAUAAGACAAUCACCACGCUCCAUUGGACGUGCCAGGACGGCAUUUGACUCCAUCUUCCGUGCUGCUAGAUCCAUGUUGCCACUAGUAUUUGCCAACAAAUGAAAAUACUACAAUUCCCACUGGUUGGUGGACUUAAGAAAAAAAAAACAGAACCUAGCCAAGUCAUGUGAAAGGAGUUGGGCCAGGAACCGCAUGACAUUUUGUUUUAACUGCUGACCAUCGAGCUGAACUUUUUAGAGCGUGUAUCAUGGUAGGGCCAUAUUUUUUAUUGAUGUAUAGUUUUCACGGUGUAAAAAAUAAUUUCAAAGUGAAUGUCCUUUACACUGCAUUCAAGGAUAGAGACCCAUUUUCUUCACUGUUGUUUCCUGAUGCUCAGAGACACUUGGAACUCCCAGCUGCUGAGCUGCAAAUGAGAAUUGUUUACAGUAAAGUAAGAGGUGGCAUCUUUACUGAAAAAGAGGAACAAGGAAAAAUAAUGGACUUUACUUUGAAGGCCCUUUCCUUGCUGGCUGGUUUUGUGCUGCUUGAGAGGAAGAGCGGCCGUAAAGCCAGUGAUACAUUUCCUGGAUCUUUGACAGAACAGUGCAACCUACUCUCAAAAAAAAA
This is a messenger RNA of Oryzias latipes (Japanese medaka), 2702 nucleotides long. It is a transcript of the gene pip5k1bb, whose product is annotated as phosphatidylinositol-4-phosphate 5-kinase, type I, beta b. Lineage: Eukaryota; Metazoa; Chordata; Actinopteri; Beloniformes; Adrianichthyidae. Gene Ontology annotation, cellular component: plasma membrane. The record is from RefSeq and is a predicted model, not a curated record. Gene Ontology annotation, biological process: phosphatidylinositol phosphate biosynthetic process. Gene Ontology annotation, molecular function: 1-phosphatidylinositol-4-phosphate 5-kinase activity.